AUGCAGCUCACAUCUUCCAGCCAAUCUUUCAUUCACUUUGCAAAAUUAGUCAUCCGUCGUGCGUUUGUUGUUGGCCAGUGCAAGAACGGGCACGUUGUGUGCGAUGUCUGCCGCGUUCACAUCCACGGGACUUGCCCGUCCUGCCGCGAGCCCGUCGGCGACAUCCGGUGCCGGGCGCUGGAGAACGUCAUCGCCGGCAUGGCCUUCCCCUGCUCGUUCAGGAGCCACGGGUGCACGCAGCUGCUCAAGCACACUGAGAGGCGGGACCACGAGGCGUUGCUCUGCCUGCACGCGCCGUUCGCGUGCCCGCUCCAUGGGUGCGCCUACUCGGGGCUGCUCCUCUACGACCACAUCCACGACGCGCACACCAUAGACUAUGUUGUCAGCUUCGCCGGGUCCUCGUGGUGGGUGUGGCUGCGCCGGAGCAGGCCGUUCAUGGUGCUCCUGGACUCGGUGGACCGGCGCGUGUUCAUGCUGCUCAACGGCGGGGACAUUCGCUCGGGUCAGUCGCUGUCGGUGGUCUGCCUCGGCCAGCGCCCCGCGGCCGACCAGUUGCUGGAGUACAAGCUGGAGGUGGGCGGCGCCGGCCAACUCGGCGUGCUCUCGCUGUCUGCAUGCUCCGUGCCCUGCAUGCGCAGCUGGGCGGGGCAACACCCUACUGACGGGUUCCUGUUCGUGCCGGACGCGUACUGGACCUCCUUCAACUCCGUCGUCGUCAACGUCCAUGUCCAGAGGUCGUCGGAGGUCGACAGCUAG
Miscanthus lutarioriparius is the source of this 756-nucleotide messenger RNA. Lineage: Eukaryota; Viridiplantae; Streptophyta; Magnoliopsida; Poales; Poaceae. The record is from the annotation of a GenBank genome assembly.